AUGUACAGGAGGGAUAAUGACCGGGAUGGGUUGUUCCAGGUGAUAGAGGUAGGUGGUAUGCAGAACCAAACCAGGCUGGACGGUCUGAAGGCCGACUCCCGCUACUUCAUUGAGGUUCAGGGCUUCAGCUCUGCAGGAUAUGGGCCGCCCAGCGAGCGCCUCCAGAUCCACACCAAGAAAGCCCCUCCAAGCCAACCCCCCGUAAUAACUCAUCAUGAAUUAAAAGGUAAAUCAGUAUACAUUGCCUGGGAAAUUGUGGAACCACUGGCUGACGAGGCAGAGAUAAAUGGUUUCAAAGCGUUGUACAGGCAGCAGGGCCAUUCCUCAGGCACUCUGUACACAACCAGUAAACGGUACAUAGAACUUCCCCUGAUAGGAAAUGGGAGCUACGUGGUGGAGAUCUCGGCACACACAGACGAGGGAGACGGGCCUAAAGCACAAAUCCAAUCCACAGGCGAGAAAGCAGAGUUGGUGAAAAAAAUCAUACAGCUUAAAGAGUCACUGGACAAACAGAAAGACCGGGAAGAUUUUGUUCCAAUACUGAAUGAGGUGAAGACCAAACUGGAAAACAUGAGGCAUCAUCUCAUACUGCACCUGGAAGAGGGGGAGAGGAAGAGGGAAGUGAACAAACUGAAGCUUCAGGCAGUGGAGAAGGAAAUAACAGAGAAAGAGAGGACAUCUGACAAACCGGAGGAAUUAUUAAGAGAAAGGGAACGUUUAUUGCGCGAGCAAUGGAAACUGGACGAGACAAAGAACAAUAAUCAGGGACAGUUACUGAACAUUGAGAGACUGCUGGAGCCAAUAGAGAUUAAGUUUACCUGA
Molecule: messenger RNA, 822 nt
Organism: Morone saxatilis (striped sea-bass)
Lineage: Eukaryota; Metazoa; Chordata; Actinopteri; Moronidae
Product: contactin-1a-like
Exons: 4
Coding region: 1-822 (273 amino acids)
Molecular function (GO): protein binding
Source: RefSeq, a predicted model, not a curated record